Salvia hispanica is the source of this 548-nucleotide messenger RNA. NCBI's taxonomy places the organism in Eukaryota, Viridiplantae, Streptophyta, Magnoliopsida, Lamiales, Lamiaceae. The record is from RefSeq and is a predicted model, not a curated record.
AAUGGCUGAGUUCAAACCAAGUUACAAAUACUAUAGCAACGGCCAGCGCCCCAUCUAUCUCCCCGAAGUAUUCGGCAAUAUUCCAGAUUGCUCUCCCAAUGUUGAAGAGCCCCAAACCACAGAAGAUUACAUCACAGAGCAGCCGCGGACAAAUAGUGAUGUUUUAGAGAAGGGCUCCCCACUAAUAGAAGCAGCUAAGAUGGGAAUCCUAGAAAUGGUGAAACAGAUACUCAACGCAGUGCCGGAGGCCAUCAAUGAUCUAGACUGGGACGGCAAGAAUGUGCUGAUGGUAGCAGCGGAGAACAGGCAAAUCGGCGUUUUUGAUUUUCUGAUUCAGAGGAAGCUCCCCGAAUAUGUCUUCCAUGACUUAGAUUGUCAAGGAAAUAGCGUCCUUCACAGUGCAGCAAACCUGAGACCUGAGCAGACAUGGAGCAUUCCUGAUGCUGCUUUGCAGAUGCAAUGGGAGAUCAAAUGGAUAUGAAAGACAUGCUAUGGUACUAAAUUUUCCUAUGUUUGUUUGCUAGUUAGUUCACAUUCUUUUCUUGGAG